This is a messenger RNA of Thermothielavioides terrestris NRRL 8126, 1482 nucleotides long. RefSeq lists its product as uncharacterized. The transcript has 4 exons. The coding region runs from base 214 to 1380 and encodes 388 amino acids. The record is from RefSeq and is a predicted model, not a curated record. Lineage: Eukaryota; Fungi; Ascomycota; Sordariomycetes; Sordariales; Chaetomiaceae.
UUCUGGUCGACGAACGCGGGGAUUCGAUGUCUGCGGGGAUCGGUAUCCGUCUCGCUAUAACUGUGCAUGGCAUCCAUCCUCCCUCGCCUUCCCCCGGGUCCUGGUCUCUCUCGCCCCUCCUCUCGUUGAUGACGGACCCAAGCUAAGCCCGUGAGUUGGAGCUUGCGCCUCCUGCCCGCCGCCGCCGAGUGAUCACGGUCAUGGUCUGACGCGAUGGCUUCCUCCGACUCUGACCGUGACGCCGCCGACAACGCCGGCACCCUCCCGCGCCGGUCGCUGCUCAUCCUCAUCUGGACCUGCUGCUCGGCCGCCUUCCUUCUCGUCGCCGUCCGCACUAUUAUCCGUCUCCGCUCGCCCUCGGGCAGCCGGACGCCACCCGCCGACGACUGCUUCAUCUUCUUCGCCCUCGCCUCCCUGAUCACCCUCUGCGUUCUCGAGACUGUCCAGCUGCCCAGCCUGUACUACAUAACCGGCAUCCUCUCGGGCGCUGUGCCGCUAACCUCGGCCGAGACCAUCAUCGCCGAGACCGAGAAUUACCUGCGCUUCCAGUUCCCCAUUGUCAUCCUCUUCUGGACUGUGCUUUGGUCAGUCAAGGCCUCUUUCCUGGCCCUGUACUUUCGCCUGUUCCGCGACCUCAAGUGGUACCGCCGCGUCUGGUUCGUGCUCGCCGUCUUCACCUUUCUCGUCUACGGCGGCUGCAUUGUCACGCUCUCGCUGUCGUGCGGGCCCGACGUCCGUAACUUCUUCCGCUUCGCCCAGUGCGCCGGGCCCCAGCACGUGUGGUCGAGCAACUUUAGUGUAUACUUCAGCACCGCCAGCGAUGUCGUGACGGAUCUCUGCAUCAUGGCCAUGCCGCUGCGUCUCAUCUACAAUAUCAAGGUGUCGUUCAAGCAAAAGGCCGGCCUCGUGUGCGUCUUCAGCCUCGGCUUCGUCAUGAUUGUUUUCUCCAUCAUCCGCGCCAACCAGAGCCUGGCCCAGCAGGGCUUCGUCAACCUGACGCUGCUGAUGGUUUGGUCCACGCUCGCGGCGUCGAUAUCCGUCUUCGUCGGUACGCUGCCCGCUCUCAAGGUGCUCAUCACCACCAACGCGCGCUCGUCCGCCAACCGGUCCGGCCACGCGGGGGGAUCGUCCGCGGCCACAACCCGGAUCACCAGCGCCACCAUGCAAAAGAACUCGACCUUGGGCACGCCCACGAAUAGCGUCGCCUUGGGUUCCCUACGCAGGGACAGCCACAACCUAAAGGCGGCCAACAUGUCAAACUCGGAGGCGAGCGAAUCCCAGGAGGAGAUCCUCGUGCAGCGCGACGUGACUGUCUCGUACAGCCAAGCGCCGCGUCCGUCUCCGACUAGGUACCAUCAGAGAUUCAACAACGAUCGGUAGCCGUACGAGGUCCCGGUGUACAUUUUGGAUGACGCCACUGGGUGGCUUUAGAUACCAAUUAAUGUCUGCGGAUAGGGCCGUGGAAUCGGCGGUUUACUAUUG